AGAGGGAGAGAAAGAUAGUAGAGCGAGAGAGGAUCUCCCUCGUGAUACCCUUUAGUUUACCGCCAGGCCGGCCGGGUGAAGAAGGCCAAGAGCCACGGCUACUUCUCGAGGCGAUUCCUCCCACCCCCCUCUCCCUCGCCUUUAACUCCUCUCCUUUUCUCGUGCAGAGCGCCUUCCCACCCUCCUCUCUUCUCCUCCGCACCUGAACUACUCCCCCACUCUUCUUCUUCUUCUUCCCCUCUAUAUAUCCAUCAUCCCCCCUCCCCCAUUCUUUCUUCCUCGCUUCCCUAUCCCUCUUCUCCUCUCCUGUCUCCUUUUCUCUUCUUGUAGCCUUUUUCUCUCCGUUCGAGCUGAGAGAGAUAGAAAUAGAGGGAGGCCUUGGAGCUCAAAGGCUCUGCCUUUCAGUCGCAUUAGGAACAAUGUCGGCUUGCAAGGACAAGGAGCAGGACCCGCGCAUCGAAGGCAUAGCUUCCACCAUCCGAGUUGUCCCCGACUUCCCCAAGCCAGGGAUCAUGUUUCAAGACAUCACCACUCUGCUUCUGGAUCCCAAAGCGUUCAAGAACACGGUGGAUUUGUUCGUGGAGCGCUACACAGGGAAGGAUAUCACCGUCGUUGCUGGAAUUGAGGCUAGAGGCUUUAUAUUUGGUCCUCCUAUUGCUCUAGCAAUUGGUGCAAAGUUUGUCCCAUUGAGAAAACCAAGAAAAUUACCAGGAGAAGUCAUUUCAGAGGAAUAUGUCCUGGAAUAUGGAACCGAUUGUCUUCAAAUGCACAUUGGUGCAGUCCAACCAGGAGAUCGUGCUCUAGUAGUUGAUGAUUUGAUUGCAACUGGGGGAACUCUCUGUGCUGCCAUAAAAUUACUGGAGCGUGCUGGGGCUGAAGUGGUUGAAUGUGCAUGUGUGAUUGAACUUCCAGAGCUUAAGGGCCGUGAAAGGUUAAAUGGUAAGCCAUUAUACAUACUUGUGGAGUCCGGCUGAUGAUACUUAGCUCUCGUUCAUCUGAUGGGAGUCACGGUUCUGUACAUUAGAGGCUUUCAUUCCAGGUGUUGUGGAUGCAGGCAUCGUUUCUGAUUAUUUCACUGCCCUUCGAGGCUUUCUAUUUUUUAUGUUCCUCAUUUCAUGUCAAAACUGGAGUUAUGCAAUCAAACUACAUUGUUAUUUGAGAAAAUUCGAAUCUGAUGUGAUUUUUUUUU
Molecule: messenger RNA, 1189 nt
Organism: Elaeis guineensis (African oil palm)
Lineage: Eukaryota; Viridiplantae; Streptophyta; Magnoliopsida; Arecales; Arecaceae
Product: adenine phosphoribosyltransferase 3
Biological process (GO): adenine salvage
Cellular component (GO): cytosol; cytoplasm
Molecular function (GO): adenine phosphoribosyltransferase activity
Source: RefSeq, a predicted model, not a curated record